This is a messenger RNA of Haliotis rufescens (red abalone), 510 nucleotides long. Its product is annotated as serine/threonine-protein kinase TNNI3K-like. The record is from RefSeq and is a predicted model, not a curated record. The transcript has a single exon. The coding region runs from base 1 to 510 and encodes 169 amino acids. NCBI's taxonomy places the organism in Eukaryota, Metazoa, Mollusca, Gastropoda, Lepetellida, Haliotidae. Gene Ontology annotation, molecular function: protein binding.
AUGUCACGUGACAACCGGCUUCGUGAUGCAUGCUGGGAGGGGGACCUGAACAUGGUGAGACACAUCUUGGCUGAGGAACACUUGGACAUCAACAGCAGAGACGGGUGGGCAAGGACACCCGUGAUGGUGGCUGCGUAUGCAGGGUAUGGAGACGUGGUACACCUUCUUAUAAAUACAGGAGGCGAUGUGUCACUGGUUGCCGAUCUCGGUUACAACAUUCUUCACAUGGCCACUUGUGGGGGACAUGUGGCGAUAGUAAAGUGUAUCGUAUCACAGACAAUCGUUGACAUUAACAGUAGAGAGAAAUGCAACAGGACACCUUUGAUGAUGGCAGCACUCAGUGGUUAUAGGGAUGUGUUUGCCUUCCUUGUCAGUGCAGGAGCUGAUUUAUCAUUGCGUGAUAUUUAUGGUAACAACUUCCUUCACUGCACCUGUGUUGGGGGACAUGUGGAGAUGGUGAAAUGUGUCCUCUCACUGGACAAGAUGGACGUCAAUAGUAAAAGUAGAUAA